AUUCGACAGGCUUGUUUUGUUACCAGUCUCAUCAAUCCCGUUUAAUGUAACAUAUUUCCCACCGAUAAUUAGUCAUUCGUUCGGGAAACCGUCGUGAAUUUCCGCGCUCAAACUCACGAUUUGAACUCGUUCGCUGGCGAGUUUGUAAAUUUCGAGAAAGCUGCAGAAAAACAGUCUCUUUGUUUAUUUACGAAUAACGCGUGAAUUGACGUGUGAAGCACGAGGGGACGGUUUCAGGACAAACGAUGAAUUCUCACCGUUAAAUUAUAGCCAGCCGAUGUUGACGUACAGCGGCUGCAGCGUCGGAACCGCGGAGACCGAGAAUGGCUCCCCGGCGGAGUCGCUGCUGUCCGGCGAAGGAGAGCUGCCGGAGGAAGCCGGCGAUUCUCCCGGGACGUCGAGGGACACUGAGGAAGAAGCCACGCUUUCCGACGAGUUUUACUCGCACGACACUGACGAAGAGGAAGAGCAGAGCAAAAGAAGACGGGACCGUCCCAGCUCCCUAGACGGCAUCUCACCCUCCGGCAGUGGCCAUUUGGGAUCGCCGCCGCCUCGCGUCGGUAACUUGGGGGUAAGGAAACUGUUCACGAACAGUCGCGAACGAUGGAGGCAGCAGAACGUGAGCGGCGCCUUCGCCGAGCUGCGAAAAUUAGUGCCGACGCAUCCGCCGGACAAGAAACUGUCGAAAAACGAGAUACUGCGGAUGGCGAUAAAGUACAUAUCGCUACUGAGCAGCGUUCUCGAGUGGCAGAAGAGUCAAGACCGCAACGGGGUGCAGGAUGUGCGGAUCAAGUGCGAGUCCCACUUGAGCGGACAGAAUUCAGCGGCGUAUCACACGAAGUCAACGGUGGCGUACCUGAAGCAGGAGAAGCAGAAUCCCGACGGCCCGCACGUCUUUCGCGUCAAUUACACCGCGCAGAGGCACAGCUCGCAGCACGUGACGUGCGAGAAAAACGGCAGCAACUUGCUGAUGAUCGCGCCGACCGGGCUCAGCGUUUCCGCCGCGGGAAAACGCUGCGUCACACCUGCCGUCGUCGUUAGCCAAGGCAGCUUUCACAGCAACGGCAACGGAAAUCUCAUACGUUCUCCGGUGAGCGGACGGACCUCGGGUUUCCCGAAAUCACCGCAGGUUUCGUCGGGCACCAGCAUGGCGCCUAACGGAAGCUCCUCGUCAUUGACCGGAAGCGCGCCCGUUACGAACGGUGUGGGAUCGAGCGGAUCGAACUGCGGCCAGAAGAGGUUCAAGAUCGAGCGGGAAGAGGAGGAGCAGGGAGCUUCGAGGGAUUGCCGAGCCCCGCCACUACCCGCUCACAGUGUGCCGGUGAGGAAAAGGGUAAAGGUCACUUUUGUAAAGGACUCGGGCUCCGGAUUCCGCGGCGAUCUGUGUGGCGUAGACCGCAAGUGAAAGAGGGAACAUCCUGUGCGCGACGCGAGCAGUCGUCGUGAUUUUGCUUUCUUAAGAGCGCAUCGUGUAAAUAUUUCUUUCAUGCUGUAUUCGACAAUAAUUGGUGUCAUAUGGGAAAAAGAGAAAGGGAGAGAUAAAGACGUAAAAUCGGAUAAUCCGCUCGACAGUGAUCUUCGAUUAAUAAUGAGUCGGAUGUUUCAUUUAUGAUUACUCGAGUUUGCUCCAAUGACAUUUUUUUCAAUUCACGAGUUUGUUGUCACGCCGCCUAAGCGUCUAAUUCUAUGUAUUUCACACAACACCGCUUGAGUAUCGAUGAAAUAAAAAAUCCACUCUUGUCACAAAGAGGAAUCUAUUUUUUGCAAGGAUAUCGAUAUGUCGCGAACAGUUCUCUCAUUCGGUGGACAUUUAAGUUCAAAUAGUUUCGUACAAAAAGAUUCGAAAGUGAUCUCAGCCUAUAUUCAUUAAUUCUUCAUUCGUGUACAUUGAAGUGUUCUAAUCCUGGAUCCUCCGGAGCGUUACACAUUAAUAGGUAUAUUAAGUCGGGUAUUAAAAUGUGUGAAAAAAAUGUAUUCUCUAUAUCGGGAGAUAUAUCGCAUCGGAGAGGAGAAAGAUGAU
Molecule: messenger RNA, 2020 nt
Organism: Dinoponera quadriceps
Lineage: Eukaryota; Metazoa; Arthropoda; Insecta; Hymenoptera; Formicidae
Gene: HLH3B
Exons: 5
Coding region: 278-1405 (375 amino acids)
Biological process (GO): regulation of transcription by RNA polymerase II
Molecular function (GO): RNA polymerase II cis-regulatory region sequence-specific DNA binding; DNA-binding transcription factor activity, RNA polymerase II-specific; protein dimerization activity
Source: RefSeq, a predicted model, not a curated record